Juglans microcarpa x Juglans regia is the source of this 1248-nucleotide messenger RNA. RefSeq names its product LRR receptor-like serine/threonine-protein kinase FLS2. The record is from RefSeq and is a predicted model, not a curated record. NCBI's taxonomy places the organism in Eukaryota, Viridiplantae, Streptophyta, Magnoliopsida, Fagales, Juglandaceae. Gene Ontology annotation, molecular function: protein binding. The coding region runs from base 1 to 1248 and encodes 415 amino acids. The transcript has a single exon.
AUGGCCAGAUUCCUGCCUUCCAUCUUCCCCCUUUGUUUCCAGUGUAUCAUUGUAACUUCAGUACUAGGUUUUAUUCCAAAGCUUAUUCAUUCAUUAACCCUAGAAUCUGAUAUUCAAGUACUUCGCGCCCUGAAGCAUUCAUUUGAUCCCAACUCGGUCUCCUCGACAUCAUACCUUAAUACUUGGGACUUCAUGGGAGAUCCAUGCGACUGUGCAGGUGAACAGUUUCUUGGAAUUUUAUGUAGCAUUCCUGUGGAUGAUUCUCCUAGCAGGAUUAUAUCAAUUGAUCUCGAUGGCGCUGGAUAUGACGGGUUUCUGACACCAUCAAUCGGGAACCUGACUGAGCUCACCAUUCUCAGCCUAAGUAAGAACAAGAUUCGCAGAACAAUACCUGAAACCAUAUCCAAACUUAGAAAGCUCACCAGACUUUCACUGGCAGCCAAUUCCCUCGUAGGCACCAUUCCUAAUGAAAUCACUCUGCUCAAGAAUCUUGAAUAUCUAGACCUUUCAGGAAACAGACUCUCUGGCUCAAUUCCAAUCAAUAUAUCUGGAUUACGAAGCUUGACCCACUUAAGUUUGUCCAGCAACACACUCACAGGCACGAUCCCUGACCUAACAGGAUUGUGGCAGCUAAACUAUUUAGAUCUUGGUUCCAAUCAGCUCUAUGGAAACUUGCCAUAUUUUCCUGUGAGAUUGACAACACUUUCAAUAAACCAUAAUAUACUUACAGGCCACAUCUCUCCAAUUAAGAAGCUCAAAGACCUCAUCCGGCUAGAUGCAAGUGCUAACAGGUUUUCAGGGGUCAUUAGCAGAGACAUUCUUUCAUUACCUAGGCUGGUUCAUCUGAAUGUUUCAAAUAAUCACUUUACUGCAACAGAGUUGGUCAACUUCUCUGCAGAAGAGACGGAACUUCAAGUGCUUGAUGCACAAAACAACCAAUUUCAUGGUUAUCUGCCUGCCAAUUUGGUUAAAAUUCAGAAUUUAACCACAAUUAAUCUGGCACAUAAUCAAUUCUCUGGUCCAAUACCAAGAGGAUACGGAGCCAAACUAAAGCGACCAUGGAGAAUCCUGUACUUGGAUGACAACUUUUUGUCAGGAAAGCUUCCGCCAGAGUUCAUUAGUCAUGGACAAAGCAUUACAGGCAGCCUUGCCAGAAACUGCCUUAGGUGUCCAACACAGACACCAUUAUGCCGUGGAGGGCAAAAGACAAUUUCAGAAUGCCUGAGAAAGAAUAACAGCAGCACAUAA